AUUAAAAAAGACACCACUAAAAGUAAAACUUUAUCGCAUUCCACUCGCCUUGUUUAUAUCACAUGCAAAUGCAGAAAGACUGAGAGACUGAGAUACAGCUUUUGGUCUUGUUAGUUACCUCCAUGGCCACUGAAGGACAACCUAUACGCUGCAAAGCGGCGGUUGCAAGAGCCGCCGGUGAACCGCUAGUAAUUGAGGAGAUUGUGGUGGCGCCACCAAUGCCUCGUGAAGUCCGGAUUCGUAUUAUAUGCACCUCUCUCUGUCACAGCGAUGUCACUUUCUGGAAGCUGCUGGACUUUUUUCCAAGAAUAUUGGGUCAUGAGGCUGUUGGGGUUGUGGAAAGUGUAGGGAAGGAUGUGACAGAAGUUACAAAAGGAGAUGUGGUUAUUCCAAUUUACUUACCAGAUUGUGGGGAGUGUACAGAUUGCAAAUCAACCAAGAGCAAUCGCUGUACUAAUUUCCCAUUCAAGGUGUCUCCUUCCAUGCCGAGAGAUGGUACCACUAGAUUCACUGACCUAAACGGAGAGAUCAUACAUCAUUUCAUGUUUAUUUCAAGUUUCAGUGAGUACACUGUGGUCGACGUUGCCAAUGUAACCAAGAUUGACCCUGAAAUUCCACCUGACAGGGCAUGCCUCCUCAGUUGUGGCAUAUCAACAGGGGUAGGUGCUGCAUGGAGAACAGCAAGCGUGGAGCCAGGGUCUACAGUGGCUAUUUUUGGUCUGGGAUCAAUUGGAUUAGCAGUUGCUGAGGGAGCUAGACUUUGUGGAGCAACUAGGAUUAUUGGAGUUGAUGUCAACCCGGGAAAAUUUGAAAUGGGAAAAAAGUUUGGACUCACAGACUUUGUCAAUUCUAGAGAAUGUGGGAACAAACCUGUGAGCCAGGUUAUCAUAGAAAUGACUGGUGGGGGAGCAGAUUAUAGCUUCGAGUGUGUUGGUAUGGCGUCAUUGGUACAUGAAGCAUUCGCUUCUUGUAGAAAGGGUUGGGGAAAAACAAUUGUUGUAGGAGUGGACAAGCCAGGAGCCAUGUUGACUUUCAGUUCUAGUGAGGUGCUUCAUGAUGGGAAAACUCUCAUGGGAUCCUUGUUUGGAGGACUCAAACCUAAGACUCAUGUGCCCAUUCUCCUUAAACGUUACAUGGACAAGGAACUGCAGUUGGAUGAAUUUGUCACUCAUGAGGUGGGGUUUAAGAACAUCAAUGAAGCUUUCGACUUAUUGUGUAAAGGGCAGUGUCUUCGAUGUGUGAUUUGGAUGGAAAAAAUGAGCACAUUCAUUCUUAUGUAAUGUUAGCCCUUGAAUCAUGAUAUGCAACAUUAGAACUAUUGUACAAUGCUAUUCUCUUUUGUACUUGAUUUGAUUAAAACAGAUUCAAUAAAACAGAGGUGCUAUUCUUGCACUGCAAA
Lotus japonicus is the source of this 1399-nucleotide messenger RNA. RefSeq names its product alcohol dehydrogenase-like 7. Gene Ontology annotation, biological process: formaldehyde catabolic process. Gene Ontology annotation, cellular component: cytosol. Gene Ontology annotation, molecular function: zinc ion binding; S-(hydroxymethyl)glutathione dehydrogenase [NAD(P)+] activity. The record is from RefSeq and is a predicted model, not a curated record. Bases 123 to 1280 code for a protein of 385 amino acids. The transcript is spliced from 10 exons. Lineage: Eukaryota; Viridiplantae; Streptophyta; Magnoliopsida; Fabales; Fabaceae.